AUAGAAAAAAAAAGAAACCAUCAAAUAGAUGUCGACCGAAGAAUUAUUGUCUGCUCUCCGUGAAAUAAGGUGUAAUGAAUGAUACAGACUUUGAUCUUCAAUUUGACAUGAUGGAGAUGGGUCACGACAUUCACACAGCUCUGAGCGAGGGAGAUAUGGGAGCCCUGAAGAGACUGUUGUAUGUGGGCCAUCCGGACAUCUUUCGAACCGACAAGAAGGGCCGAACAUGUUUGCAUUUUGCGUCUUGUCGUGGAAUGACCGAUGCUGUUAGACUGUUGCUAGAAAAUGGAGCGGAUCCUAACGUUACUGAUAUAUUCGGAAAUACACCUUUGCACUGGUGUGGUCAUCUGGAAACAGUUGAUGUUCUGAUUGAGAAUGGAUCCAACGUUUUUGCUAGGAAUAAAAUGGGAGCGACUCCAAGAAUUAUGGCAGUGAGACGAGGUGUGUCAGAAGAUGUGAUUAACACAUUUGAACAGCAUGAGGUAGAAUUAAGCUCAGAAACAGAGUCAGUUACAGCAGGGGCAGAUACCAGCUUACUGACUACCAGCGUCCACACCACAUGUGCUGGACAAACUCGAGAAAAACUAGAACAGGUUCAAAGCAUAUGGUAUGAGUUCUGUAUGGACCUUGGUCCUCAGAAACUCAUUCUCUUGAUUCUGACAGUUCUACUUAUGUCGCUAUAUGUGGCAUUUACUGUCACAGGGAUCACCAAGCACAUGGAGAAACGAAUACCAAUUACAAGUGAAGGAGCUCAAAAAGUAGAGCUCUGAACAUUUAUUGUUACAGGAAUCAUCAAGAAUGUUGAGUCAUGAUUACCCAUUGCAAUUGAACUGAAGGAGCUCAAAAGUGGAGCCCUGAACAUAUUCCAUGGCUGAGAUCACCAUGCACAUGAGUCAUAUGUGGCAAUUACAAGGUACUGCAGAGCUCUGGACAUUUACCUGAGUCAUGACAAUGGGUGCCAGUUACAAGUGGGGUGGGGGAGUCUAUGGAGUGGACUUACUAGUAGUUGGGCUCUGAAUAUUUACUGUUACAGUGAAACAGGGAUCACAAUUCACACUGAAUCAUGGUGUUUGGUGCCAGUUGCAAGUGGAGGUGUCUAUAUAGUGGAGCUCUGAACAUUUAUAUUACAGAGAUCACUAAUCAGAUUCAGUCAUAAAUGUCAUUUUUAAGUUGAGAAGUCGGAAUAGAGUGGUCUGAACAAUAAUUCAGUGAAUACUGCCAUUGUCACUUUCUACAUCUCUAGAAUUGAACAUUGAUGAAAAAAAUGCUUCUGACCUGGCAAUCCCAAACAAGGAUAAAAGAUUUAGCAUCCAUAAAAGAUGUAUUAUGUCCAACUGGCUCGAUAAUGUGCUUGUCCAAAUUUUUACAUUUAUAAAUAACUUGUUGUUAAUGUUAUUUUUGAGAGACGUCAGAUUUCAUGGUAAUUGUUUUACCUGAGCUUUUAGGUCCAUCUUGUAUAAUGUAAAGUAAGCGUUUAAAUUUUUCCUUUUUUCGUACCAUUUUUUUUUUUUUUAUUGCAAUAUAUGUGCUUUUGUAAUGUCAUUUUUGUUUCAUCUUAAUUUUCGUUACUAAUUUUAUCUGACAAUUUGGGAACUGUUGUCUGUGCUCACCUUAUAAUGGUUAUAUUGUACUUAAUGUGUAGCGAUGUGUAUUUGGACUGGCAGUUGUUCACAUUUCACCAAUGUACAUGUAUCAAAUGUGGCAGGUUAAGGCCUGUUCGCAUUAUACAAUUACCGAUGGGACUGGAAUGAAUGGACCAUUUAAUUCUUUCUUUUCUUUGAAAGCCUGUAGUAAUUUAAGGCCAAAGCUGUUGUCAGUAUCAAAUUGUACGUGAUUGUAAAGUAUUAAUUUUUUUAUGUACGUGUAUACACACACAAGCAGAAUGUGUGUUUCAUAAGUUCAGAUUUAAAUGUAUAUGGAAUGAAAAGACCCAGACUUUGUCUUUUAUAGAUUUGCCCAUCUUUAACUGGACAGGAGGUUAUUUCAAGCUGUUCAUGUGACAGUAUUCUGUAUGAAGAAAUAAUAAGCUUAUGGACAUGUAAAUAUCUAAUGGUAAAGUACUUACUAGUACCGCUCCUCAGGAACUAAAGAAGAGGUCAUCAUUAAAUAAAUGUUUAUUGGGCUGUUG
Molecule: messenger RNA, 2128 nt
Organism: Liolophura sinensis
Lineage: Eukaryota; Metazoa; Mollusca; Polyplacophora; Chitonida; Chitonidae
Product: ankyrin repeat domain-containing protein 46-like
Exons: 2
Coding region: 75-770 (231 amino acids)
Molecular function (GO): protein binding
Source: RefSeq, a predicted model, not a curated record